Drepanopeziza brunnea f. sp. 'multigermtubi' MB_m1 is the source of this 1878-nucleotide messenger RNA. RefSeq lists its product as uncharacterized. Gene Ontology annotation, biological process: regulation of DNA-templated transcription. The record is from RefSeq and is a predicted model, not a curated record. Lineage: Eukaryota; Fungi; Ascomycota; Leotiomycetes; Helotiales; Drepanopezizaceae.
AUGUCAGAACCCAGCAACGAGAGUUCCGCAGAUGACGUGGACGUAGAAGAUGCAGAGCAGGAUCAGAGACCGAACAGAUGGCAAGGCCCGCCGUCGACGUGGACGUCGCUCACGGAAGCCGAGAGAGAACUGGCAGCGAGUCUGGACGCGCUAAGGAAUGGGGAACUGGGUGUGCAUUUAUAUAAUGCUUUCGCGCUGAAACGGCGGGCCUCGGAACUAGACGGGAAAGAAAGUGGCGGUGCGGAUGCAGGAGAUCGAACCUGGAGGCCCCCGAACUACUGGACUGCGUGGCCGCUGCCCCCGGGUGAUGUACCGAGGAAUGGGGAAAUAAUUGGGCCGCAGGAGAAGGAUGAAGAAUUCACGUAUAGGCGAGGAGUUGAUGCGGCGCCGAGUCGGGAGAUGGAGGAUGUUCUGGUGGGCUUGCGCCUGAGAUUUGCGAAGGAGAGGUUUGAGGGGAGGAAAUCUGAUGGAGAGGAUGGAGUGUUUCAUGACAAGGGAAAAGCGAGACGCAGGGUUGAGGAGCAGGAUGAGACGAAUCUUACGGGGAGUGAUGAUGUGCAGUCUUCUCAAGAUGAGGAAGCAACCGAGGAACCUGUUGUCAAAAAGGCAUCAAGCCCCCCACCGAAGAAGAAUCGGCUGAAGCCUGUGGUAUCAGCGGACGACGAGCGCUCUCGAGGACUUCUACUGCCUUCAGUCAGACACACGCUUGCUAAGCUUGAUGGAUUGUUGAUGGCAUUACAUCACGCGCGGAAAACAUGCCAUCGGUACUCGCACUCCGACGCUGGCACCACGGACGACGAAUCCAUACUCGGCAGCGCCGUCUCUGAAGCUCAUUCGGCGUCUAAGAGACCGCGUGGCCGGCCUAGGAGAUUCAAAAGCCUGCCCAACCGAUCGAUGGCCGGUUCCAUCUCUGUCACCGAGCCCGAGAAAACCGAUGCUGAAGAUUUACUCAGAAAGAAAACGAAAGGACCAGGUCGUCCUAUCAAGGUUUAUGAGAGACUAGAAGGGGAGUCCCAGCAGGAGUAUCUCGUAAGAGUCGCCAGGAUCCAGAAGAAGCCUCUCCCAGUAUUCGCGCCGCCCACAGCAUCUAAACGGGUGAAGUCUCCGUCUCCUACUAGACGACGGUCUCCAAUGAAAAGGGCAACUUCUAAGGAGUUGAGGGCUUCGAGACAGAAAAAAUUGGGCCUGAGGGAUUGGAGCGAGGUGAUUGGUAUGGCUGCACUUGUUGGGUUUCCAGAAGACGUGGUGGAGAGGGCUGCGAAGCGAUGUGCGAAUCUGUUUGGGGAGGGUAUGAGUGUUAGACGGCUGGUUGAGGUGCCGUUCUCUGAAGACAAAGAAGGGGAUGAUGUCCUUGCGCAAUACCUGCCCGAGAUGAUACCUCCCUUCCUCGAAGAUGAAGCCGAGCUGUCUUCCUCUAGCCAUCCAGAGCUCGACUCGGACGAAGAGGAUCAAGUUGUUGCAAAUGCUUCGACGAGUGGGAAGAAACUGACGUUUUGCCCUGUCCACGAUUGUCCCCGGAGACGGAAGGGGUUUGUCGAUGUUGCGGCGUUGAAGAGACAUCUUGAGCUUGUGCAUGGGAUUCAGAAGGAGGAAAUUGAAGAGUGGAUCUUGCCGAGUGAUGAGGAGAUGGAGGGGGCGGUUCAUGUUGAUGGGUUCUUGAGGCCACUGAAGAGCUUUGUAGGCUCAAGGGGGCGGUAUAGAAGGGAUAGGAGAAGGGGACAAGAAGUAGAUGCCAAUAGUGGGAGUGAGAGUGAGAGUGAGAGCGAGGGCGAAGGCGAAGGCGAGAGCAAGGGUGAGGAUGAGGAUGAGAGUGCGAGGAGUGAGCACGAGGAAGAGGAGAACAGGGUUCACGGUGGUGAACGUACAAGUAGGGAAUAG